AGCGUGUUUCUGUAUGGCUAAAAACGUGGUUUGGUAUCAGACCAGCAGGCAGACUCUAUCGAAGCCGCAUAACGCGGUAGCCAAAUAACGGUGAAUCUCUCCGUCCAUGGCUGGGUACCAGAGAGAUGCCAUCUGAAACGCUGUCCAAGCUUUCUCCAAGGGUCAAGAUUGUCUGCAGUAGCUUGACAUUUGAAGCCCACCAAUGAAGAAAGCCGGCUGCUGUAAAAUUUUGGAUGAAGUAAGGGACAGAAUUAAACUAAAUGGCUCGACAAGAACCUACAUCUUCCAAUGUUUUUCACAAUUCAGAGGAAAGCAGCACUCAACAUGCAGGUGGAUCAGGAUUUCCAGGCUUGAAGAAGAGGGGACAUAAUCUUGGAAACCGAUCUUGGAUUUUGAUUGAUGGGAAAGGGAAUUCUGAAAUUGUGGAACUGGAUAAAUUUACUCUAAUGAGACGCUGCUCUUUACCGUCUCGAGAUCUUAGGCUUUUGGAUCCAUUGUUUAUCUAUCCCUCCACAAUAUUAGGCCGUGAGAAAGCUAUUGUUAUUAGUCUGGAACAGAUUAGAUGCAUUAUCACAGCUGAUGAGGUUAUUCUAAGAAACUCUGUGGAUGUGUCUGUGCUACAGUAUCGAUCUGAACUGUGCAAGCGUCUUGAAGCAUCGAGAGAUCAGUUCGAUGAUUUACCUUUUGAGUUCAAGGCAUUUGAGCUUGCUCUGGAACUUACGUGUAUGUCUCUUGAUGCUCAGGUAAAUUCAUUAGAAACGGAAAUAUAUCCUGUUCUUGAUGAAUUGGCAUCAUCAAUAAGCACACUCAAUUUAGAACAUGUACGCAGAUUCAAAGGAAACCUGCUGACCAUGACUCAGCGGGUACAGAAGGUUUGUGAUGUAAUAGAACAUCUGAUGGAUGAUGAUGGAGAUAUGGCAGAGAUGUAUUUGACCGAAAAGAAAGAAAGAUGGAAGGAAUUGAACAACAAUGAUCAUAAUGAUGAUCAAACAAGUACUUCACCGCAUGACCAGGCUGUAUCCAAAUCCGCACCUGUCUCUCCUGUUGGAUCGUCCAGUGGAGUUCAGAGACUGCAGAGAGCGUUCAGCAGCAUGAGUUCCAGCAAACAGGGAAGCUUCUUGAGCUCGUCUAGCGAUGAUGAGAAUAUUGAUCAACUCGAAAUGUUACUUGAAGCAUACUUUGUUGUAAUAGACAACACUCUCAACAAAUUACUGGCGCUUAAAGAAUAUAUUGAAGAUACGGAGGAUUUGAUCAACAUUAAGCUGGGCAAUGUUCAGAAUCAGCUGAUCCAAUACCAGCUACUUCUCACAGCUGCUACAUUUGUUGCUACGAUAUAUUCUGUGGUGGCCGCAGUUUUUGGUAUGAACUUUGAGGAUGAAGUGUUUGAUAAUCCAUCGACAUUCAAUUGGGUGCUAAUCAUCACUGGAGUUUUCUCUAUAAUGCUGUACUCAUGCUUUUUGAUCUAUUUCCGAUACAAAAAGAUCUUUCCACUGUAGGUGCUGCUGCAGUGGAAUUAUUUAUAUGGUUACAAUUAAUUCAUUUACGAUAUAGACAUUUCAUUUUCUUAUU
Andrographis paniculata is the source of this 1569-nucleotide messenger RNA. RefSeq names its product magnesium transporter MRS2-5. NCBI's taxonomy places the organism in Eukaryota, Viridiplantae, Streptophyta, Magnoliopsida, Lamiales, Acanthaceae. The transcript has 7 exons. Gene Ontology annotation, molecular function: magnesium ion transmembrane transporter activity. The record is from RefSeq and is a predicted model, not a curated record. Gene Ontology annotation, biological process: magnesium ion transport. Bases 261 to 1496 code for a protein of 411 amino acids.